AUGAGACCCACACUAGUGAAUUUAGUGAAACCACGUCGUCCUGAAAGACCGGGCCAAGUCUUACUCCCACCGUUAACACUAUACAGAAAUAUCCUUAGGGCUCAUAAGAAAUUACCAAUAGCUCAAAGACAACUAGGUGAUCUCUACGUGAAAGAGGAGUUCAAAGCUCACAAAACCACCGAUAAUCCUUUAUAUAUCGUUGGUUUCUUGACUAGCUGGCAAGAUUACUUGAAUUUGAUCACCAAGGGGAAAUGGAUGGAAAGUUCUUUGACUAGUGAACAAUUAUCCAAAAUGAGUCCUGACCAAGUGAACCAAUUGUAUGAGUUGAUGAAAGAAACUCAAAACUAUUACAAAGAGAAUCCAAAAGAGGAAGAUGAUUGA
Molecule: messenger RNA, 381 nt
Organism: Hansenula anomala
Lineage: Eukaryota; Fungi; Ascomycota; Saccharomycetes; Phaffomycetales; Wickerhamomycetaceae
Gene: SDH7
Product: Sdh7p
Exons: 2
Coding region: 1-381 (126 amino acids)
Biological process (GO): succinate metabolic process; mitochondrial respiratory chain complex II assembly
Cellular component (GO): mitochondrial intermembrane space; mitochondrion
Source: RefSeq, a predicted model, not a curated record